GUUCUUCGAGUGCCUGGUUGCAUGACGUCCAGGUAAAAUAUCGUAAAAUUUGUGCUUCUUAUGAUAUACUUUGCCAUCACAUGUAUGACUGAAAACUCUUCAAUUGGUAUUGGAAGUUUUUUGAGUGGGAUUUCAACAACUGCGGCUUUGGAAAGAGACUGCAACGAAGGCACAGUUUCUGCCUAGUUCACAGUACAUGUGAAUUCAAGAUAUAGACAAGUUGCUGUGCAGGGAUUUCUUCAAUGGCGUGUAUCGUAGCAAAAACCGUCGGACUUGAGGUCCUCCAGUGGGGUUUGGUAGCGGUUCCAGUGUUCGUUACCGGUCAUCAGUUAACCUCAUCAGGGAACUCUACCCUGUCUGCCAAUCAGGGAGGCUCUUUCAUUGCCAUCGGGAAACUGUCCUUGGUAGCCUACUGGAUGAUAUUGUUAGGAAGCUUCCUGUUGGUCACCUUGGCAGUGUAUCUGCCUGUCAAGAUAUUCCUCUACAGACAACGGCAAUCUACAAGCGCAACUUUGGAAUGGAGACCGUCCAUCCUACUGUACAACCUGCUGUCUGCCCUGCCCUGCUACGUCAUGAUUCUUGUGGGAAUACAGACCCCCCUGUCGAACGUCAACGCCAAACUGUACGAAGACGCCAUCUACGUCACCACUCCCACAAUCCUCCUGUGUCUCAUAGCAACGGAGUGGGUUGCCAAGUGGAAAGAGGACGACAACUUCUCGUCUGACAUGGCGGAGGCCAUGCUCAACGAUUUCCAUACAGCCUACGACAUCAUGGAACUCAUAUCUCUCGGUCUCGACGACGACAUCGCCAGUAAAACGUGGCCAAUCUUUGCCAUUUUCUUCUUCUCUUUCCUCGCUAUGUUUAAAUACGUUCCGCGUUCUCCAAAAUAUAAAAACGAAGAGGAAGAAUCUGGGAACAGCAGAGCUAAAAAUUGGCUGCUGACAAAUAUUUUUGUCCAGGACCUUCCAUUCUUUACGUUGCGAGUAACACUGAUCGGUCUGUACGGUCUAAAAGCAGGGGAACUUUUGUAUCCCGCCAAAAGCGCCGCCGGGCUGGUGUUUAGGUCACUGCAGUUGUAUCUGAUGAGGAAAGAAAAGGGAAAGGUGGCGCCGUCAACGUCUGAGAAGAGUAUCGCUCCAGAAGAGCUUGAUUUAGAAGAAAAGGAUGAAACGAUGGACGUAGAAGACCUUCCUACAGAAACGUUGGAGGGCUAGACAAUCCUACAAACUGUGAUUCUUAAGAAACGCAGCAGCUAACGUGUAACGCAGCCCCUUUUCCAUGCCGCUCAAACGUCGUCGUCUGAGAUGAGUAUCGCUCCAGAAGAGCUUGAUUUAGAAGAAAAGGAGGAAACUCUGGAUGUGGAAGACCUUCCUACAGAAACGUUGGAGGGAUAGACAGACUAGUCUUACAAACUGAAACGGAUGCAUUCAUAAGAAACGCAGCAGCGGGCGUGUAACGCAGCCUUUUUCCAUGCCGUUUAAACGAGAUUUUGCUGGAAAUGUUAAUUAACGAAUCAAUACGGACUGAUCGUUUAUUGGAUGACAUCGGACCAGACUUAAUAGCGAUUUAAGAGAAGCAUUGUGUGCUAAGAACUUGGUGGACGGUCUUUUACCACAUGUACAACGCGUACGUUUUACUUACCUGUACAUAUAGUCAAAGUCCUUUGAUAACUAGUGAACUGCACCUAGAAACAGAUACGCCAGAUGUCGUUAAAGUAAUGUGGAACGACUAGUGCUCCACAGACAUAAUAAAAGGGCAUCGAGUCAAUUACAUUUGUAUAUAAAAGCAUUGGUGAUCGGAAAUCACUCGAAAAGACGGUGCCCCAAACCCUGAUAUGCACCUCACCCUUCUUGAAGUGUGAGUGACUGUGUGGGUGUGUAUUUACGCUUGACGGAUGUUAAUGUUAGUUUACUGAUAUCCAGCGGCGGCCAGAGAACAAGUGCCCGGCUAUAUCCGGUCACUCACCUGAAGUUUUGUCCAUCAGGCCGUUGUAAUGACAUUAUUAUGUUUUUAUCACAUACAAAUAAAACUGAAGAAGUUGAACGAAUAUUGCCCUAUUAUGGCAUCUCAAA
This is a messenger RNA of Branchiostoma floridae (Florida lancelet), 2072 nucleotides long. RefSeq lists its product as uncharacterized. NCBI's taxonomy places the organism in Eukaryota, Metazoa, Chordata, Leptocardii, Amphioxiformes, Branchiostomatidae. The record is from RefSeq and is a predicted model, not a curated record. The transcript is spliced from 3 exons. The coding region runs from base 243 to 1214 and encodes 323 amino acids.